ACUUCCGCAUGUCUCUCUCAGUGUUGGAACCAUACCACUUUGCUUGAGGCUAAUAUUUUCUUUCUCCGUUAUAUAUGUUACUUUACCUGUCUCAUGAUUUUGGUCAAUGAUCACUUUGAAUCAUGGUGGGUGUACUAUUUGCCUCCGUAAUCUAUUUCUGCUUCGUUGCUAAAAGGAAAGACACGUCAAUCUAAUGAGGAGGGUAGAGAUACGGACGAUGAUUGAGAUACCCUUGAGAAAUCACUAUAAUACAAGUCACCAGUGGUGUAUCUAACCUAAAAUUUUCAAUAUUUUCUACUCUAUCUUGACCUACCAGUGCUCUGGAAUUUUCUGACCGGCUAGCACCACCAUCUGCACGCACUUAUCUCCCCCCCUCUAUUCUUCCAUUCUGUUGGCCCGACGUAGGCAAAAUAGGGGCACAAAGGAAGAAGGGAAAAUGCUUAUUGGCUUAUGUGGAGGGAUAUGCUCUGGUAAACACGCCAUUGCAGAGUAUCUUAUCCAGCAUCAAGGGUUUCAACUGCUUGAGCUUGAAAAUAGAAGUUUCCAUCGAAUAGCAGAUGAGCCCGAGGAUGAUCGACGACUACAAGCCUCAGGAUUCACUAAUAAUGAACGUAGUCAAUCAUCGAAUUUAUCAUUUGAGAAUGCCGACUCACUUCUAGAUUUUGCAACAAAAAGAUGGCAAGGACUCUGGGUAACGACAGAUAUUUGGGAGGACGCUACCUUGGAUCGCUUCCUCCAACGUCCGUUUUUCCUCCUGGUGAGCGUUGACGCACCAGUCAGUCUCCGGUGGGAGCGAUUUGCAGAAAGAUGCCGGAGGAGGAAGCUUGAGCCCCCGCCCCUCGAGAAGUUUGUUCUCUGGAAUGACCGACAUUUGUAUGACAAGAAUAUCGGGCGUGUCUAUUUGACCGACCGGGCACAGGUUCGAUUGUUCAAUUCGUCAUCUUCAUUCGAAGAACUGCAUGCUGCCCUUGCGACACUUAACCUCGCUGAUGAAGAUCGCUUACGUCCAAAUUGGGAUCAAUAUUUUAUGCAAUUAGCAUCUCUUGCGGCGCAGCGGAGUAACUGUAUGAAGAGAAGGGUGGGCUGUGUCCUUGUUCGAGAACGCCGUGUCAUCAGUACAGGGUACAACGGGACUCCACGGCAUCUCAGAAACUGCAAUGAGGGUGGAUGUAUGAUACGAUUAUCCCAUUCGUUCUUUCCCCUUCUAGCCUAUAUUAAAGCUAUGUUUAUAAACUGAAAGCUCACGAUUUCACAGGUCCAAGAUGCAAUCGGGGUGAGGGUGGAGGUGUUGGCCUGUCCACGUGCCUAUGCCUCCAUGCAGAAGAGAAUGCUCUGUUGGAAGCUGGAAGAGAGCGCAUCCGGGAAGGGGCAAUACUUUACUGUGACACGUAAGAUACCCUCUGCUCCUCUGGUUUAUAUAGCAAGGUGAACACUACUAAGUACACAGAAAAGAUGUCCUUGUUUGACGUGCACAGUCAAGAUUGCCCAAGUCGGUAUUUCUGAGGUUGUAUACUCACAGGGAUAUAACAUGGAUCAAGACGUGUGUUUUCCAUUCCCCUUUUAUCCGGUUGAUUUUAACUGACAUGACCCAGAGUGCUGCGAUUCUAGAGGCUGCUGGCAUUCGCCU
This is a messenger RNA of Aspergillus alliaceus, 1627 nucleotides long. RefSeq names its product deoxycytidine monophosphate deaminase. The record is from RefSeq and is a predicted model, not a curated record. The coding region runs from base 437 to 1237 and encodes 266 amino acids. The transcript is spliced from 5 exons. Gene Ontology annotation, molecular function: catalytic activity. NCBI's taxonomy places the organism in Eukaryota, Fungi, Ascomycota, Eurotiomycetes, Eurotiales, Aspergillaceae.